Molecule: messenger RNA, 1245 nt
Organism: Lachancea sp. 'fantastica'
Lineage: Eukaryota; Fungi; Ascomycota; Saccharomycetes; Saccharomycetales; Saccharomycetaceae
Source: the annotation of a GenBank genome assembly
AUGGGGUUUAUCACCUCGUUACUGUGCUGUUCUCCAUCUUCGUCACAGUCAGGAUCAUCGGGCAAGCCCAUGGAAAAACGAGGAGCGCAGAAACGACAGCUGUCGCCGCAGAAAUCGCAGAUUCACUCAUCGCUGUCGAAAUCGACCCGUCAAAUCCCAAGUGGUGUAGAGGGUUCUCGAGAUCACAUACGAGGAUCGAGAAACGCUAGUGGCUCUGGCUCUGGCUCCGGCUCCGGUUCUGGAACGUCGAGAUUGCCCGACUCGCGUGUUUCGGGCACGACUUCAACGACCAAGACCCCGGAAACUGCUCCGACCUACAAAUUGCCCCUGGUAGUGAGCAAGGCUCAAAGGGACGACGAUUUGGACGAAGACGAAGCUCAAAACAAAGAAGAUAAACAAAUGGUGUCGGUGUACAAUGGCGAAACGGAGUCCAGCACCGGAACUGCUGACGAGCACAACGCUCCUCCAGCAAAUCUGCCGCAGCCGCCCGCUCAGCUGCAAAAUGGCACUCCGAACGAAGAAACUGCGAUUUUGGUAACUAACGAGGCAGACAAGGCCAGUAGCAACGAAGAGUCCGGUGGCGAACUGCAGCCAGCCCCAUCUUACGAAUAUGACCCGGAUCAAGAUGGCCCUGAAGAAGUUGUUGACCUUACAAUGUUGCAGCCAGAACAAGCUCACGCCCCUGGCUAUAGUACGCUACUAUCUCCUCGCGCGCCCGAAUUCGAGGGCAAGAAGUGUUUGGUGUUGGACUUGGACGAAACGCUGGUACAUUCGUCUUUCAAGUUUCUGCGCAGUGCGGAUUUUGUGAUUCCAGUUGAGAUUGAUAAUCAAGUUCACAAUGUCUACGUUAUUAAGAGACCUGGUGUCGACGAGUUCUUGAAACUUGUUGGCCAGCUGUAUGAAGUUGUUGUGUUCACUGCCAGUGUAUCCCGUUACGGUGAUCCACUGCUAGACGUGCUAGAUCAAAAUCAUUGCAUACAUCAUCGUCUUUUCAGAGACUCCUGCUACAACUAUGACGGAAACUACAUCAAAAAUCUGUCUCAGAUCGGAAGACCUUUGAGCGAUUUGAUAAUUCUCGACAAUUCGCCCGCCUCGUACAUCUUCCAUCCGCAACACGCAAUUCCAAUCUCAUCUUGGUUCUCGGACAUACAUGAUAAUGAAUUGCUAGACAUCCUACCUCUUUUAGAAGAUCUAGCAAAAAAGAAUGUGCCGGAUGUCAGUAGGAUUCUGGAUGUUACCAUAUGA